UACUGCGCAUGUUGCAUGUCAGGUGCGCGCAGCCUCCAUCUUGCGCUUCCCGAGCUGAGGCGAAAGGGCAGCCACCACAUACGCGCUGAUUCCCCCCAAAAUAAAAACAAGCAGGCGCUCGGGGAAAAAGAAAAAAGAAAAGAAAAUGACAGUUUGCCGAGAUGUAACUUUGUUCGGAAAGACCGGACAACAAACCGCGUCAGCAAAGUGAGAGGAAAGCAGCAUGGAACAGAGAGGCAGCGAGUCUGGACGGCUCUGAUCACCAUUAAUCACCAUUAAUCGCAGCUUUAUGGGAAUCUGGCUUUCAGAGGAGCUGAAAGGUGACAAAAGCUGAAAAGGACUCAACUUGAACCAGGAUGGGUGUGAAGAAGUUUGCCAUCUUUUUUCUGGCCCUUUCUGUUUGUCUAGAGGGAGUAUCUGCAAAAGAAAAAGGAACUAAGAAGGGGAAGAAGAAAGGGAAGCAGGUGUACUGUCCAUCACAGCUGUCAUCUGAGGAUCUGGCUCGAGUCCCUGCAAACUCAACCAGCAACAUCUUGAACAGGUUACUGAUCACCUAUGAUCCCAGAAUACGGCCCAACUUCAAAGGAAUUCCUGUGGAGGACAGAGUUAACAUCUUCAUCAACAGCUUCGGCUCCAUCCAGGAAACGACCAUGGACUACAGAGUCAACAUCUUCCUGCGGCAGCGCUGGAACGACCCCCGGCUGAAGCUGCCGGACGACUUCAAGUCCGACUCGCUCACCGUCGACCCCAAGAUGUUCAAGUGUCUCUGGAAGCCCGACCUGUUCUUCGCUAACGAAAAGAGCGCCAACUUUCACGACGUCACGCAGGAGAACAUCCUCCUCUUCAUCUUCCGGAACGGCGACGUCCUCAUCAGUAUGAGGUUGUCGGUCACCCUCUCUUGCCCGCUGGAUCUGACCUUGUUUCCCAUGGACACGCAGAGGUGUAAAAUGCAACUAGAAAGCUUCGGCUACACGACGGACGACCUGCAGUUCAUGUGGCAGACGGGGGACCCCGUGCAAAUGGACGCCAUCGCGCUGCCGCAGUUUGAUAUCAGACAAGAAGAUAUUGAUUAUGGAAACUGCACCAAAUUCUAUGAAGGGACAGGUUACUACACUUGUGUGGAGGUAAUCUUUACCCUGCGGCGACAGGUCGGCUUCUACAUGAUGGGAGUCUACGCCCCCACGCUGCUCAUCGUUGUCCUUUCCUGGCUGUCCUUCUGGAUAAACCCUGACGCGAGUGCGGCCCGGGUACCUUUGGGCAUCCUCUCGGUGCUGUCCCUGUCCUCCGAGUGCACCUCCCUGGCUUCAGAGCUGCCCAAAGUGUCCUACGUCAAGGCCAUCGACAUCUGGCUCAUCGCGUGCCUGCUCUUCGGCUUCGCCUCGCUGGUGGAGUACGCCGUAGUCCAAGUGAUGCUCAACAGCCCGAAGCGCAUCGAGGCAGAGAAGGCCAAGAUGGCGGCCAAGGAUAAGGCUGCUGGAAAAACCCCCGAUGCCAAAAACAACACUGUCAACGGGACUGGAGGGACGCCACUUCAUGUCAGCACCUUGCAUGUGGCAGAAACGCGCUGCAAGAAAGUGUGUACGUCUAAGUCGGACCUGAGGACCAACGAUUUCAGCAUCGUCGGCUCGCUCCCGCGGGACUUUGAAUUGUCAAACUUUGACUGCUACGGGAAGCCCAUCAAUACCGGUCUCGGCAAAUCUCAGGCAAAGAACAACAAGAAACCACCACCUCCAAAACCCGUCAUCCCCGCCGCGGCCAAAAGAGUUGACCUGUACGCCAGAGCCCUCUUCCCUUUCACCUUCCUCUUCUUUAAUGUGAUUUACUGGACCACAUACUUGAAUGUAAAUGUUUGAUUCUUUUGUUUUAUUAUCCCUCCUCUCCACUUUCUUGAAUUCUCUAUUGAUCAGAUGGGAAACACAGACAAAUAUGAACCGUGCCAGGAUUACUGCUAUUGUACUACAUUAAUCUUUACAUCCAGGAAUCUAUUUGUAUAUCAAACAACUUUUAUGUGUCUUAUCUUUCUUAAAAUUGAUAUAUAACAUAUUAUACCAAAAUACAUUAUUUAUCAAUGUUGGUACUCGAGAGAAUUACAGGAUUGUUGAGAAGAAAACUGCUGCGAUGAGCAGCGUGAAAGCAAGUCCACAAAGAUUGAUUGUGUAAGAACAGCUGAGGAUAUAUUGCAGAAAUAUUGAAGAGCAUAAGUUAAUAGCUAUUUCAUUUCUUUUGCACUUGUCCAGUGGGAGUGUGCUUGCGAUGUUAAUGAUUUAAAACAUUUUAUUUAUGCUUCAAUCUAAACUGUGACACUAUAAUUGCCUUGCAUGUGAAAACAAAAGAUACUGCAUGUAACCUAUACAAA
Cololabis saira (Pacific saury) is the source of this 2356-nucleotide messenger RNA. RefSeq names its product glycine receptor, beta b (gene glrbb). The record is from RefSeq and is a predicted model, not a curated record. Lineage: Eukaryota; Metazoa; Chordata; Actinopteri; Beloniformes; Belonidae. The coding region runs from base 357 to 1853 and encodes 498 amino acids. Gene Ontology annotation, molecular function: transmembrane signaling receptor activity; extracellularly glycine-gated chloride channel activity; neurotransmitter receptor activity. Gene Ontology annotation, biological process: chloride transmembrane transport; nervous system process; chemical synaptic transmission. The transcript has 10 exons. Gene Ontology annotation, cellular component: neuron projection; postsynaptic membrane; synapse.